AGGUUUGAGGUCACUGGGGUCAAGGUCACCGAGGCUAAUAAUAUAUUUUUAGGUGUUUAUUAACACAUAGAUUGACAAAGCGCAUCAUCGGGGAGCAUCCAUCAGUUUCACUGAUAUUCUUGUUAAGUUUAAAGGGAACAUUUUGGUAGUGUUUUGGAUGAACCUUGUAUCUAAGAAACGUAUAACGCCUUUUUUGAAACUUCACAAACAUCUUUAAUAGCUUUUCAUAUGGCAGAACAUCUGCAUCCAUAAACUGCACUGUUCGUGCAGUGAGAAUACCAAAGCAGGUGAUGACGUAUUGAAUCUGUCAUCAGCAAUGCCGCAUACACGUGUGUGAUAUUUUGUCUUAGACCAUCAAAUAACAACCGCUUGUUUGUGACUUUAUUUUAAGAGCAGUUUGAAACGAACUUGUUAGGAAAUCUGCUCAGAACGUUAUAUUUGUGUUUAAUUUUUAAUGUAUUUCGAGAUAACAUAUGUGUUAUAUAAUUCUUGCAAUCGUGGAUUGAAUUAGAUAGGAUUAUCAGUAUUGUCGUACAUUUAAAACAUUUCUGUGUUGAUGUAAAAAAAUAGAAGCCGUGAAAUACUUAAGCAGCCGGACGGUAUGCGUAUUUUGUUGUAACUACAAAACAGUUGCUCAUCAAAGUGGUUCGACCCGGGCGGGGGUAACGCCUCAAGUAAAACAUGUCAGUUCGUGAUAUCCUGGUGUCAUGGACCACGUGGUCGAAACUCGCCGGCAACGCCGAUGACGACUGGGCAGACCGGCUAAGCCAUAUCUACACGGUGGUGAUCCUGUGUAGCUUCUCGAUGUUCGUCCUGGGAGGCUCCUAUAUGGAUGACCGGAUCGCUUGCUGGAUGAAAGGAGAAUACACGGCGCAUAUGGCGAAGUACGCGGUGAACCACUGCUGGGUUCACAACACAUACUUUGUGCCCAUGGAUGAGCACAUUCCACGUGGAGACACUGGUGAUCUCGACAUCACGUACUACCAAUACGUGCCACUCAUUCUGCUCUGCAGCGCCCUCUUCUUCAAGGUACCGUGUCUGCUGUGGCGCUGCUUUGCGAGCUUCUCUGGAAUCGAGAUAAACAAGGUCGUGGAGAUGAUGGCCGCCAGCCACUACGUAGAGGACGCCAAACGGGACGAGAAGGUGGCAGAGAUCGUCUGCACCAUUGACCGCUGGCUUGAUGCCAACCGCCAGUACCACUGGAACUGCUUUGUGCGCAUGCGUCAGAAACUGGGUCGCGUCCUGUUCUGCUUGAACCGCCGCGAGGGGACAUUCCUGACAGGUCUUUACAUGCUGACCAAGCUGCUGUUCCUCGCAAACGUAGUGGGCCAGUUCUUCCUACUGGACGCGUUCAUGGGCGGUUUCUACAGUUACUACGGACUCGAGGCGAUGAAGACGCUCGCAUACGAACACCAGAUGAAGGAGUCGAGGCGGUUCCCGCGGACCACCAUGUGCAGUUUCUCCAUUCGGUCCUUCAAAGUGGACGCCCCUGAAAAAGAAACAAUCCAGUGCAUCUUGCCUCUGAACCUUUACAACGAGAAGAUCUUCCUUUUUCUCUGGUUCUGGUUCAUACUUGUUGCCACGGCGACCGCCAUUAACCUUCUUGCCUGGAUCUGGCGGCAGAUAUUUGUGAAGAACAGACUUACGUUCGUGAAGCGCUACUUGAAAAUGAGGGGAAGGCUGCAGACGACGACAGACAAAACCCUGUCUCGGAAAUUCGCCAACUUCCUGCGCGGUGACGGCGUCUUUCUGUUGCAGAUGAUCGCCAAAAACGCUAAUCAGCUCAUCGUCACCGACGUAGUUGUCGGCCUUUGGGACCGAUUCCUCGAGAAGCCCAUAGUGAAGAAAGCGCUCGCGGAUAACUUGCCCGUGAAUAACAACCAAGGCGACGCCAAAGCGAGCUACAAGUAAACCGAAAACUAGACCUUAUAUAAUAUUAAAUCGUUAUACGAACUCCUAUGGUAUACCUCUUAUCAUUAAGAACGUUUACAAUACAAUAGCGCAAUAGAUUUUACCAUGUUUUUAUAUGUUAGAUUUUCCAACGACAUGAAACUUAGAUGAAUAUCAUUUAGAACUUUAUACAACUAAAAAUAGAUUUUAUUCAACUCAAAACCGAGCUAUAUUUAACGCAAACAUCUUAAACGGUGUGAAAAAAGUAUUAUACAUCACAGGCAGCAGUAUCAUAAAUUUGCCCCCCCGGGGACCCUACCCCCCCCCCGGGGACCCUA
This is a messenger RNA of Dreissena polymorpha, 2228 nucleotides long. RefSeq names its product innexin unc-9-like. Lineage: Eukaryota; Metazoa; Mollusca; Bivalvia; Myida; Dreissenidae. The coding region runs from base 682 to 1911 and encodes 409 amino acids. The record is from RefSeq and is a predicted model, not a curated record. The transcript has 9 exons.